Panicum virgatum (switchgrass) is the source of this 473-nucleotide messenger RNA. RefSeq lists its product as uncharacterized. The transcript has a single exon. Bases 45 to 275 code for a protein of 76 amino acids. The record is from RefSeq and is a predicted model, not a curated record. NCBI's taxonomy places the organism in Eukaryota, Viridiplantae, Streptophyta, Magnoliopsida, Poales, Poaceae.
AAACCGUAGACUUCCAUCCCUGCCAAUCCCGUCGAUCGUAUCCGAUGGCGUCCAAGUCCGGCGAGCUGCGCAUGACGCUGCUGGGCGUGGCGCUGCUGGGGCUUCUGCUACUGAGCCAGCAGGCGGCGGCCGCCGAACCCACCGCCACCGGGGCGCCCGCCACCGGCAAGAAGACCAAUAGCUUCAGCUUCAACAGCGCCGGCGGCCGCACGCUCACCAGCUUCAGCAUGAACGCCGCCGACCCCGAGAAGAAGCAAGGUGGCAAGGGCGUCUGAUGGGCGCGCCCCACGAUGAUCCACGGCCCCUGGCUGCCGGCCACAUGCCUCGCCGCCUUCGCCUCACCGCGUACUACUACUUCUACAUGCAUGCGACUGUGGGAUCGCGCCAACCGGAGCUCCACCGGCGUAGCUGCCGCGUUGUCCUAGUCGAUCUCGUAUUUUUUCUGUCUUUACCUGUUCUUGUGUUGGAUUCGU